Molecule: messenger RNA, 1221 nt
Organism: Amphibalanus amphitrite
Lineage: Eukaryota; Metazoa; Arthropoda; Thecostraca; Balanomorpha; Balanidae
Product: E3 ubiquitin-protein ligase parkin-like
Exons: 10
Coding region: 1-1221 (406 amino acids)
Biological process (GO): protein polyubiquitination; regulation of apoptotic process; negative regulation of protein phosphorylation
Cellular component (GO): Golgi apparatus; cytosol; mitochondrion
Molecular function (GO): zinc ion binding; ubiquitin protein ligase activity; ubiquitin conjugating enzyme binding
Source: RefSeq, a predicted model, not a curated record
AUGACAUCUUAUGACGAGGAAUUGUACCGCGAGAAGUAUUCUGAAUGUGACCUGGGACAGCAGAGUGUCCUGCAUGCUGUCCAGCUGGUUCAUCGUGUUUCUGGAGGUCCAGCAGAGCGGACAGCCUCAGAGAGUGAGCCUCUCAACAAGACCAUCACCAAGAUUCUGGAUGGUCAGGAGCCUGAGCCAGCCACAGGUGCCGAGGGUGGCGGCGGCGGAGGCGAUGCCAGCGCAGAUGGCGGAUCAGCCACCCAGUCCAGCUUCUACGUGUUCUGCUCGCAGCCGUGCGGCGAGCUGCGGCGCGGCAAGCUGCGCGUGCGCUGCGCCACAUGCCGCCAGGGGGCGUUCACGGUGCGCCGCGACCCGUGCUCCUGGGAGGACGUAUUGCGGCCGCGGCGGGUGCCGGGUACCUGUGACACAUCCGACUGCGAUGGAGAGUUCGCCGAGUUUUUCUUCAAGUGCGCGGAGCACGCCAGUCUCGGCGAGGGUGACGAGGCGGUGCCUCUGGACCUAGUACGGAACAACCUGAGGCACAUACCGUGUCUGGCCUGCACCGACGUCUGUGACCGGGUGGUGGCGUACCCGUGCGCGGCCGGCCACGUCACCUGUCUGGAGUGUUUCGUCACCUACUGUCGCAGCCGGCUGGACGAGCGCCAGCUGCUCAACGACCCCGAGGUGGGCUUCACGCUGGGCUGUCCGGCCGGGUGUCCGCAGUCGGUCAUCAGAGAGGUGCACCACUUCCGGCUGAUGGGAGACGAACAGUAUGAGCGUUACCAGCGCUUCGCCGCCGAGGAGUGUGUGCUGGCGGCGGGAGGUGUGCUCUGUCCCCGACCCGGCUGCGGGAUGGGCCUCAUCCCCGACCCCGAGUGUCGCCGUGUCCAGUGCCAGCAGGGCUGUGAGUACGUGUUCUGCCGGGAUUGUCUUCAGGGAUACCACCUGGGCGAGUGUGACCCGGGAGGCGGUGUCGGCGCCCCGACUGCAGGUGGCGGUCGUGCGUUCGGUGUGGACGAGGUGGCACAGGCGCGCUGGGAGGAGGCCACGCGUUCCACCAUCCAGGUCAUCACUAAGCCGUGCCCCAAGUGCCGCACACCCACAGAACGAGACGGCGGCUGCGGCUGUAUGCACAUGAUCUGCCCGCGGACGCAGUGCGGCUUCCACUGGUGCUGGAUGUGUCAGACAGAGUGGACCCGGGAGUGUAUGGGCAGCCACUGGUUCGGAUAG